This is a messenger RNA of Ceratotherium simum simum (southern white rhinoceros), 1410 nucleotides long. The record is from RefSeq and is a predicted model, not a curated record. Lineage: Eukaryota; Metazoa; Chordata; Mammalia; Perissodactyla; Rhinocerotidae.
AGAACCUGAGGAGCCUGAGGAGCCUGAGGGCCGGCCGGGUCCUGGGCGCCUUGCUACCUCAGUGAUGAUCACAGGGCAGAGUCUGGGGACCUGGCCCUGAGGGCACCGCCAGCCGAGAUCUGCCUCUUCAGCCUGGGCUGGGCACUGGCAGGAGGACCCGGACAGGGUGCUGGACGAGCACUCCGGGGCAGGGUGACCGGCCCACGCGGGGACCCCCUUUGCCUGGGCUUGGCCGUGAGAGGACAGAACUCAAUCCUUGGGACCCUGAACAAGUACGAUGCAGAAGCUUACUUAUAAAGAUAUCACCAAAGAUUAGAGACAUAAUCAUUUAGAGGAAAUGCUGGGAGUAUGGCUGGAUGUGCGUGUGCAAAAAUCUCUACAGCAGAUGGUCUUGUUUUAGGGGCUAUCCAGAUUAUGCUUGGCAUCUUUCAUGUUAUCAUGUGGUAUUUCCUAUUGAUUUUGUAUAUGGGACAAAUUAAAGGAGUAUUUGGAAAAUAUGAACCUAUAACUUACAAAACAGGAUGUUCUUUAUGGGGAAUUAUUUUUAUCAUUGCAGGAGUCUCCAUAAUAAGAGCAGCAUGGCAUCCAAAUCAAGGCCCGGUUACAUGUGCUUUGGUCAUGAACAUCUUCUGCAUAAUUACUGCAGUUAUUGCAGCAGCUCUAACAAUAGUGGAGUUGUCUAAGUUUGAUUCUGUGUCCUAUAGGAAUUACGGACAAGCGAAACUCGGGAGGGAAGUUUCACGUAUCUUACUGUCCACCUACCCCUUGGAAUUUGCUAUUGCACUUACAUACUCCAUCUAUGGCUGUAUUGGUUUGAGUCGUGGUAAUGAAGAUACUCUUUCAACUGUUACAGAAGAAGCUGAGACCACUUUUUAAAAACCUUAGAAAUGUGAUAUUUUUCCUGGUGCUCAUACCUGAUGUGGGCACUAAUGAUAUUUCUGUAUAACAAAGCUGCUACAAAGCCCACAGAUUUUGUGCAAAAGAAAACACAAAUUGGUUUUUCCUUCUCAGUAUUCAAGAAAUUUCUCUGCACAUAGUUUUGUAGGCUCCAAGGAAAGAUUUUCCCUACUUAAAUAUGACAUUACUACAAGGAAGAAUUUGUGUUCUGGGUACUCUGAAUAGCUGUCAAUUCUCCCUAAUGGAGCUUUUGUAAGAGACCAUAAAAAAGAUUUGUGAUUGUCUCUAGAGUUCAGGCUAUAAAGACUUGGAGCAUAAUAUUGUAUAAUUCUCAGGAAAAGGUUAAAUAAUUUAUGCCCCUACAAGUAAAGAAUACAUUUCAGUCUGAGUUCUUCUACCUGAGCUGGAUUCUACCUGAACAAAGUAUGAGUCAAAAGGCAUCUGACUCAUAGUCCCUUCAUUGUUCUUCUUUGACUGCUCCUCUCCUCAUUAAAGUUCCUCUCUGCCCUGAAA